ACUUACUUGGGACGCAAAAGUGUAUGCUCGCGAGUCAUAAUCGGGCGUACUUGUGUUGUCGUAUUAUCGAUAAACGGUGUGCUGUUUUCAUAGACUUAUCGAACACUGUGUGGACUAUAAUUACCCAUCUCUGAAACGUGUAGCGUUCGAUCCGUUUUUGCAGAAAAGAAUCAGUGUGUUUUUGCCCCUGCUACUGCCGGUAUCGCAGUCCAAUCGUCAAGCUCCUACGGAGUACGCAGAAGGCCUAUUAUUGAUUUUCGCUGGCAAGGUGCGUCGUUGGUUUGACGCACGGAUCAUUUUUCAACGGCGGAGGUGGUGAAUUUUUUCCGACGUUUUAUUUAUGCAAGUGAGAAGUUAUCGCCAAAAUGUAUAAUGGAAUUGGACUUACGACACCGCGAGGUUCCGGCACAAAUGGUCAUGUCCAACGAAACGUUGCAUUUGUUCGCCCGGGCAAAAAGGACAACGUCAACUAUCGCACGGAGGACGACUUGGCUAAAUUGGACUCCCAGUCAAACCGGCAGCCGAACCAAGGCAUUCUCGACCACGAACGAAAACGCAAGAUCGAGGUGAAGUGUGCCGAAUUGGAGGAGGUCCUCGAGUGCCAAGGUCGCAGUCAGGAUGAAGUUCGUGCCAAAGUUGAACUUUACCGCUCAAGGCUAAUGAACCAAGGGACCGUUGAUUUGCCUAAAGACGAAUUCGGCCGAUUGCUUGUGCGGGAAACUCAUCACAUUGCCCAGGCCCAGCAGGAAAAAAACGCGAAACUCCGCGAUGCAUUCGGCAUUUCGGAAUACUUUGUCGAGGGUACCAGCUUCGACCAGGACCGAAAGGCGAAGGAAGAUCUAGCAAAAUCGGAAGCCUUGCAGAAGGAGUUGGCUGAGAAAGAAAAGGUCAAGGAAGUGGAACGGGUCAAUCGGAAACGCUAUGCACUCGUGCGAACACCAUCACCUGAAAAGCAAGGAAGCGGCUCCGAAGCGACUAGCCGUAAUGGAAAGGCCGUUGAUCGUGGUGAUAAUGACGGAGCUAGAGAAAGGACAGAUGAUGAUGAGGGCAAUGCUAGCGGAAAGGUAGUGCCGAGAGCGUUCCGCAACAAGGAAGAGAAGAAAAAGAAAAAGAAAAAAGCACGGGAUAUGUCUUCAAGUCCAAAUCGCAAGAAAGAUAAAAAGAAGAAAUCGAAGAAAAACAAAAAAGACAGAACUAAAAAAAAGCAUUCGAAAAAGGUUCAACGGAAUGACGACAGCGAUUCCACUGACACAGAUUCGGACUCAAACUCAAUGGCCAGUGAUGCAUUGUCUAGUUCAGAGCGCGGCAGCAGCAGUAAACGAAAGAAAAAGUCUACAAAAAAGAAGGACAAGAAAAAGAAAUCAUCGAAAAAGAAGAAAGCAAAGUCUCGUUCGCCAUUCCGCGUAAAGUCGCCAAUGACGGGCAAAAAGUCAUUAAUGGAAGGGCCAAGAGGACGUGAGGACGUGCACGGUGAUUCACGCGUAGUGUCGGCAGAAGUAUUGCAUGAGAAGAACAAAAUUCUCAACGAUCGCGACCGACAUGUAGUCGUCGAUAGUAGUCGAGAUCACUACAAUACUCAUAGCCAAAGUAGAGGACCUCGAAGCUAUAAUCGCGAUGAUGAUAGUAAUCGUGGCUAUGCCUUCUCUGGCCGAAGUACGAGUGUUAGGGGAGGGUUCCAGCGCCGUCACCAUGAUGAUCAUGGUAUGAUGCAACAGGGAGAUGAAAAUCGUGAACGGCGUAGUCGAUCGAGGCAUCGUCGCCGGGAGCAUUCAGUAGAUCGGGAACGCAAACAUAAGUCACGCUCCCGUUCUGAGAGUCGUCGCAGUCGUCGAGAGCACGAGAAUCGUGGUUCUCCCACGACGGAACGUAGUUUGGGAAGAUCACGUGAUAGAAAGCGACGCGAUUAUACACCACAAAGAAAGGACAAAACAGAACGGCGUCAUCGUGAGUCAGAUCAUCAUGAACCAAAUGAUGCUGGUCGUGUACCAAGUGAAUGCGAGAGGCAAAGUGAUCGAGGAAAACCGCAACGCCAACGUGAACGUGACGCUGAACGAAACCGUGAUCGUGGUCGAGAAUGUGAACGAAACCCCAACCGCGCUCGGGAUCAGGGCUCGGCUGCUGGUCGAUGCAGAGAACGGUCAUCGCGCAGUGUCGACAAGCAACAGGACAACGCACCUUCAAAUACUUGGUCCAUGCGCGCUGACGAUUCAUCGAAAAAACAACAUGUCAAGAGCUCGCCCCGGGAGCCUCAGCGCAUGGACAAAUCAUCGUCGACCGGAAGCAAAAAACGCAACAAAUCACCUGAGUCGAAACCGAAAGAAUCUACCGAAAAGACUCGCAAACGCCCUGAAAACACGAAAGCGACGUCCCCUUCAGCACUGGCACCUUCACAACGCUCAGCUAGUAGCGGUAUACCGGACGCUUCGUUAUUAGCUGAAAAACAGCUAUCUUCUGACGAUGCAGCUUCCGAUUUAAGCUAUUCACCUGCUAGACGAGACCCUGACCGCUACCACGACAUCUUACAUCAAGCCUCUGCCGAAAAUAUGGGAAAUCCAGAUCCAGUUAAAAAAAUGAAUGGUGACAAACAGACCGGGGCUUCGUUUGGAUCAGCGGUGAUAGAUAAUGAGCGAGCAAAUAGGUCCGCCAGUGCGACAAGAACUUAUCCCAACGAAGAACCUAAGCGCCGGGAGGAUGAUCGGGAAACGAAAAACAGCGACAGUCAGUCACGUUCUCCGCGGGAACGCUCAUCACGUUCUCGUUCGCGUUCCAUUGCUCCUUCCGCCCAAAAAAGUCGCGGCGAGUCGUCUUCAACGGCACCGAAUAAACAACAUAUUUCCUCUUCAGAAACUAAACAUGCUCAUCAAGCUGCUGCAGCUGCUGCUGAGGGGGCAGAUUCUAAUUUUGUAUCAAAAAAGUCGAACAACAAACUAACGUCAGUCUCGGCGGCGUCUUCUUCCACCUCCAAAUCGCGUCAUAGCUUAAGACGCGACGACGCAUCACGUUCCCCGGAGGUUAAGAAACGGCGUUCUGAUCACGAUCACGCCAUUCCAUCGAAAGAGGAACCGUUUAAAGUUGGUCCCAGAGCCUCCCGCUCAGAUCGUAGUGAUCGAAAAUCCGGCAACAAACGGAAGAAUGAGCGCGAAACAAAGCUCCACAAGCGUCGUGUCUCCAGUAGUCCCGAGCGAAGAAGGGCUGAAAUUUUAUCCACCACUGGCGAACGUGAUUCAAAGAACUUGAAACCGAAGAAAACUACUACGCUAUCGUCUGCGCAAUCUCAUGGUACGGCAACUGCAAUCCUGCAGCAACCAGUGGUGAAACUACAUUCACCGCAGUCAUCCCAUUCGUCGGCCGAAUCGUACGAUACCUGGAAUCGUAAUCCUGCAACUGACAGUGAUGGAGUGACUGAAGACACUUGUUGGGAUGGCUUCCUUCCGAGAUAUGAGAAUCAGCGCGCAAAGGUGAUGAGAGCUUUGAAACAAGACCUAGCCGCCAAGGCGAAGGCGAGGUUGGAAAAUAGAAUACAUGUGUCCGAAAGCAUAAUAGCACCAAAUGGUGCCAUAAUGGGAGUGUUGGAAUACGAGGCGCGCUAUGGAGUAUCGCGGGAAAGAGAAUUGCAAAAGUUGCACACCAAGCAACAACCGCUCGAUCCAACCUCCAGUUCCAGUUCGUUUCCAGACUCCGCUUCUGCAGUCAUCAUCGAAACACCAGCGAUGCCACCGUUAACAACGAUGAGUGCGUCUACGUCUGCACUAGAGGCAACCAGCAACAAUACAAAUAAUGCAGCGAUUAUGAAAGAGAUUCAUGAAAUUAUUAGCACCGUUGGUGCGUGUGCUGCAGCGGACGGUUCGGAAGGUACUACGAAGAAAACGACGAUCUUGCAAGCUGUGGACAAUAUUUUGAAGGAGAAAAUAUCCGGAAAACCCAACAAAUCCCACAAAGAGCGAACCACAACCAGAAGUUCUCGUUCGAGAUCCCAUUCUCGUUCACGGUCCCGUUCCCAAAAAUCACGCAGUUACAGUAGUUCCAGCAGCGAUACAUGCAGUUCCCGUUCGCGAAGUCGAUCGUCAUCGUCUCACAGCCGCAGCUCUUCGGGUCGCGGCAGCAGUCGUUCGAGAAGUCGUUCUAGUUCGAGUUCGAGCGUGGCCCGAUCCCGCACUGGAUCACGGUCUCCCUCAAUCCCUCGUCGGGCCGGAUCACCAUCAUUCCUCGAUCGACGCCGUAUAACGAGUGCUCGGAAGCGUCCCAUACCGUAUCGAAGACCAACUCCAUCGUCCCCGUCAAGCGGCAGCAGCUAUCACAGUCGUUCUCGAAGCCGAAGCAAAAGCUAAAUUUCUUCUUCAGUGAACAGAUAAAAACAGUUUUUUUCAACACAAAUUCAGUUGCUCCUCACAUUGGCCAUCCUGCAAACAAAACGCCCGAAGCUUUUCAUAGUUUUCAAAUUUGGUCAUUUAGUAAAUGCAAUUCAAUAAGCAGUAAAUGCAAUAAAAAAUAUGGUAUAGGUUUUCUAAAUAAAUGGAUGCGUCUGGGCUUGUAAGCAAGAUGUUUCAAAUAGCAAUAUACUUUAAAAACUGUAUCAUGUACUCACGCAAAAACUAUUCUGGUCUGGUGGAGUGGACUUUCUGGUCCUCGUUUAGGUAUCACAAGCUUAUCUUUUAUUGCAAUUCACGUCAUUACAUUUUGUGCAAUCUUAUGUAAUUCAUCGUUUGUUGAGGCUUUGAGCAAAAAAAAAACCAAAUACUAUUUAAUAUAUUUAAAUGAAAAUUACUUCUUGCAUUUAGUAAAACAAGAAACAUCAACACACUAGUUGCGGCUAGUUAUU
This is a messenger RNA of Anopheles cruzii, 4819 nucleotides long. It is a transcript of the gene Srrm234, whose product is annotated as serine/arginine repetitive matrix protein 2. The transcript is spliced from 9 exons. The coding region runs from base 366 to 4328 and encodes 1320 amino acids. The record is from RefSeq and is a predicted model, not a curated record. Lineage: Eukaryota; Metazoa; Arthropoda; Insecta; Diptera; Culicidae.